This is a messenger RNA of Durusdinium trenchii, 2519 nucleotides long. Lineage: Eukaryota; Dinophyceae; Suessiales; Symbiodiniaceae. The record is from the annotation of a GenBank genome assembly.
GUCAAGGUGACAGGCAAACUUCAAGCCUCCCAGGUUUCCCAAAGGGCGGGGACCUCGCCGCAUGCCAUGGCAUGCCGAGCACACUCUUCACCUUCGGCUGCGGCCCCUACGGCGAGCUGGGUCAUGCCAGGUCUGAGAAUCAUCCAUGCCCAGAACCCACGGCAGUGCAUUUCCCAAGCAGCGCCCCUCGGAAUGGCGAGCCGCUGGUCGAAGCCAUCGCAGUAGGAACGGACCAUUCCCUGGCGGUGGUCGGGGGCAAAGUCUACCGCUGGGGAUUGCAUGGCGCACAUGCGGUGCCGCGCUCUUGGCGUGGUCGGUGCGAAGAGAGGACGUCGUCCUCGGUGGUGCCUGCACCACUUCUGCUGGCCGAUCUGCGAGGUCGUAGCCCAUCACCAAGGGGAAGGCAGUCGCCACUGAGGCGAAGUCAAAGCCCACGAGGUCGAGGGUGCGCAGCUAUUGCCUGUGGGGGUUCCAAUUCUUUUUUGCUCAGCACAGAUGGUGAAGUCCUGAUGUUUGGAGGGUUGUGGCCCCCUGGGGGAGAAACAGAUCAGCUUCGGCACCUGUGGGGAACCGCCCGAGGUGGUCCUUCAUCAAAGGUGGCGCAGGUGGCAGCAGGAUGGAGACAUUGCUUGUUCCUCACAGAGGCCGGCCGUGUUUUCGCGCUGGGUGAUGACGAGUUUGGGCAGUGUGCAGGUAGUGGGAGUGGAGCAGCAGCUAUUCCCUUGCCAUCUGCACAGAUGGCAGUUGGGGUGGCCGCUGGUGCAUGCCACUCCUUUGCCUGGGACACUGAAGGCAGUGCCUUUUCCUGGGGUCACGGCGGCAAUGGGAGGUUGGGACUGGGCUCGUCCCAUCAUCGGAGCAGCCCUCACAAGGUGGAUGUGGCAAAGGUUUGUGGAGUAAGUUGUGGCGCUAACUUCAGUUUCUUUGUCACUGACUUGGGGCGCUUGUGGGCUUGUGGAGGAAACCACUAUGGGCAGCUGGGCAACAACGAGUCGACGAGCUCCGCAACGACCACGCCUGUGCCAGUCCACUUGGAUGAAGAGGUCGUUGGUAUCGCCUGUGGUGCCAACCAUGUGAUUUGCCUCACGAGAUUUUCAGAGCCGAAAGAUGGGAGACUUCGAAGGGAGCAGAGGAACACUGUUUGGGCCUGGGGCAGCGCCUCAUCAGGGCAAUGUGGCCGUACCGAAAGAACAGCCGAGCUCAAAGAAAGCCAGCUACGGCCUGAGAGGCUCUUGGAUUUCUCUCCGCCCUCGCCUCAUUUUGCUGUGGCCGUUGCAGCCGGCCGCAGCCACUCAGCCGUUUUGGCCUCCCGAGGUGAUGGUUCGAAGGUCCUCGAGAAUCGUUUGAGUCCCAGAAGUGAGCCUCGACUUCCGGUGUCGCCACCACCAGGUGAGGACAUCAUUGAAGAGUUUCUCAUCGGCUUGGUGGAGCCCAGUGGGGCCAAGUCCAUCUCUCUGGUAGAGCUCGGUGAAGCUGCUCUCGAAGCGGACCACCCCGAGCCCCUGGAUCGGCGUGCCCGUCAUGGAAGCGCGCGCCGAAGCGAGCGCCGGCUUCGCUCGCCACAGCGAAGACGCUUGGGCGGAACCCCCUUGCGCCAGCGGCGGCCCAACACCGCUAGGCAACCCUUGACGCCCAGGCUUCCAGGGCCUCCAGCGCCUCCAGGGCCUCAAAGUUGCAAGCCUCGGACCGAGCCGCUGACGUUGUCGGAGCCCGUGACGGUACGAACUCAACCACCUCGGACCGUGCGUGCCGUGUCUCCAGUCCCUCGGGCGGCGGCAACAGCCGCGACCGUGACAGGUUCCGCGACCGGGCGCCUUCUAGCAGAAGCUUUGGCGGUGCAAGCAACACCUGUGGAUGACAAGUGGAGUGGCAUCCAUGAGAGUUUGAAGGGGCUCAGUUCCUUCAUCGCCAGGAUCGGCUCGCCGGAACGUUCACUUCGAUCUUCCCUUCCUCAGGUCUCAAUGCCAGAACGCAUCUCAGUGUGGCAAGGUCCCACAAGCUUCGGCGAUGUGACUGAAAGGGUCUCUCAGUCAAAGGAGCCGCCUCCUGUGGAGAUGCCUCAUGUUGAAGCACCAAUGACACCUUUGCGGCCAAGCCCUCAGCGAUGCGAUGAGAGCUUAAGCGAUGCUUUCGACUUUUCGCCGCACUCAGAGGGGGAUGAACCAUACCAGCUUGUGGAGGAAGAGAGGCAGCAUGACCCAAGAAGAGAGCAGACGGGCCGUCACAAGGCCAAGGCUCACCCACAGGAGGAAUGGUGGAAGGAGCAGCAAAGGCAAGGACAAGAGCAGCGAUUGCAGAACCAAAAAAAUGCGAUCAGAGCAGAGGAUGCAAGAAAUGGAGCGGGAAAUGCAGCGCAGAGAUGAGGAGAGGCUUCGAGAGGAAGAGCAGCGACAAGAAGAGGAGAGAUUGGAGCAGCAGCGAAGGCACGAGGAGCGAAGAAGAGAAGAAGAGCAGCAAAGAGAAGAGGACUUGAGAAGAGAAGAAGAGCAAAGAAGGCAAGAGGAGCGAAGAAGAGAAGA